Messenger RNA from Pangasianodon hypophthalmus (striped catfish), 1835 nucleotides. It is a transcript of the gene chp2, whose product is annotated as calcineurin-like EF-hand protein 2. Gene Ontology annotation, molecular function: calcium ion binding. The transcript is spliced from 8 exons. The record is from RefSeq and is a predicted model, not a curated record. The coding region runs from base 158 to 787 and encodes 209 amino acids. Lineage: Eukaryota; Metazoa; Chordata; Actinopteri; Siluriformes; Pangasiidae.
GUCACAUUCCACGUCAAUCAUUACGCUAACACAAGCUUGAGCGCUUGUCAGUUCGGGUGUAAUUUAGCGUUCUGUGGUCGUGAUUUGUGCACUGAACCGGUUAGUUAUAAAAAAGUACUCAUUAGCAGUGUAGCUGGGAUAAAUUCAGGAGUAUGAAAUGGGCUCGACCAACUCUGACCUAGCCAAAAUCCCAAACGCGGAGGAUUUAAUGCGAGACACUGGUUCCCAGACUGUAGAUUCAUGCAGCCUAUCAGUGACGGUCAUGUCAGUCACUCGUGCACACCUUGUUCGUCUAUAUGACCGUUACCAAUCUCUGGACAAAGACAACAAGGGUCAUCUUAGUGCACAGGACUUUGAAGCCAUAAAGGAGCUGGCCAUGAAUCCCAUAUGUGACAGAAUAAUAGGGGCCUUCUUCUCUUCAGGACAGGAAACGCUGGACUUCCCAUCAUUUGUAAGGAUCUUGGCACAUUUUCGUCCCAUCGAUAAGAACCGAUCCAAAGAGCCCAACUCGCCUGACCCUAUUAACAGCAGAAUCAACAAACUGAAAUUUGCUUUUCAGUUGUAUGAUCAGGACAAGGAUGGCAAGAUUUCCAGACAAGAACUCUUGCAGGUUCUCCAGGCCAUGCUGGAGAGCCAGGUAACACAAGAACAACUGGAAUGCAUAGUAGACCGCACUAUUCAAGAGGCAGACCUGGACAACGAUGAUGCCAUAUCAUUUGAAGAGUUUCGGAAGUCUCUAGAAAAGGUCGACAUUGACCACAAGAUGAGCAUCCGCUUCCUGCGCUAAAGCAUGAUGAGCUGUCAGGAAGCUCUGAGAAUUAAGUGUGGUGUUCAGAGGUAUAGUCUGUUUCCACCACAGACAUGAAAAUGUUUUUUUUAUAAUAUUUACUGGAAUGCAGUUAUUCAUGAGGCCUACUGUCAGAGCUGGGAAGAGUAUGUAUAAGUGAAUGUGUAAUAUUUGGUAUAAGCAGUUUUGAUGUCUGACUGUGAUUUAAUUUCGACUGGCUUUACUGUGACUAUGCAUGAUUUUCUAUAUUUGUUGAGACUGGACAAGCUACUAUGUGCAUCUCACAGUUUCUGGGGUAAAUGUAGCUCCUUUUCACUAAAUUUCAGCUGGAGUUAACCACAAGCUGAUAUAAACGAGUAGUGCAGUCUAGACCCAAAAGCUCUACCAUUAUAAAACUGGAAAAAAAUAUCAACAUGAAAAUAUCUAAAUACAUGACCGCAUGUUUGAUAAGGAUUUCAUGUUGCCCAGCCCCAAAUAUGUUACUUAUUAACAAGAGGUUUAGAAGACAUAGCUUUUGUCAAGCUACCUCAUUAUUUGGUUAAAAAAAAUUUAAAUGAGUUACAUAAUGAAAAACUUAUGUUUACAGGACUUUUUCUCAACUGCUUAAGAAAGCAUUCUCAGAAAGCAUGUGUAUACCAAUAAGUGUAUGCAAUAUGUGUAUACCAGUACUUCUUAGAAAGCAUAUGCAAGUGUGUAUAUGAUUAUUGAUCCUAAAGAGUGAUCUCACAAAUAGUAUUUACCUUGUAAACCUUGAUUUUUGUAUAAAGAUAAAACUCCUGCCACUACAAAUACCAAACUGGACUUAAUGUUGUUAAAUGUACAUUUUUGUAUACAUUCUUCUUUAUUCCAAGUUUUAGUGUAAUGAAUUUGUAUCUAAUGCCUACCUCACUAAUCCUACUGAUCUAAAGGGGCUUUUGUAUAACCAUUAACAAAAAGCCUUGGAUACAACCCACAUUUAUUGGUUUCAAAAGCUUGUUUAUGAAUGCAGCUUUGGAACUUGUAUUAAUAACUGUUAAAGAAAAAUAAAAAUACAUUUGUACUUCCAUUA